AUGCACAUUGGUUUUCUUGGAUGGAAGCAACAUCCGCUCAACACGCCAGCUGACCGGGUGCUUGACAGAGAGGCACUGGGACCCAUCCUAAUAGCUGAACUGACAUGUCAUGAGGACGGCAUCCUUCUGAGUGUUUACAGCGUCCUGGUGAAGAUUCUUAAUGAGAAUGAUAAUUCACCUGUGUUUGCAGAAAACACAGUCCAGACUCUUAUUAUCAGUGAGCUGACUGCAGUGAAUACUGUGGUAUUUACUGUCCAGGCCACAGAUGCCGAUAAUGACAACAUCAUUUACUCAAUUGACCAGGCAUCCCCUGAUGCAGAAUAUUUCAAAAUUGAUCGACCGAACAGUGGAGAGGUGGUUCUGUCCAAGCCUCUAGACUAUGAGACCAAAACUGUGCUUACUGUCACCAUCUAUGCCUCAGAAAUGAACACUGCUGAGCACUACAAUAUCAGCACCAGUAUCACCAUCACUGUCCAAGAUGGAGAUGACCAAUACCCACAGUUCCUGCCCUGCACGUGGCUUUUCCAGGAGGAGGCUAAUCAAAUCUGCACCAGCCCUGUGUACACGGUCAACGUCACUGAGGGGGAAGAGGACAUUUUGUUGGACUUUUCUCCUGGUCCCAUUCAUGCAGUGGAUGGAGACAGCGGACUCAACUCUUCACUGAGUUACGCCAUCCUGUCAGGAGAUGAUGAUGAACAUUUCACGAUGGACAGGCUGACAGGUGAGAUGAGGCUCACUCAAGGGGUGAGAGACAGGCUCAUAACUCCACUGCUGCGUCUUCAGGUCAUGGCAUAUCAGGAUAAUGACCCCAGGAAGUAUUCUGUUGCUACAGUGUUGGUCCGAGUUCUGGCAGCGAACCAGUUUUCUCCAGAGUUUGACAAGGCUGAAUAUCGUGGCUUUGUAGUGGCAGGAAGAAGUCCAGCCUCUCUGGUCGAUACUUACGGCAGCAAAGCACUAGUGCUACAUGUACACGACCAAGAUUUUAACCAAGGUUUCAAUCCCAUGAUCUACUUCACCUUCAAUCCCACAUCCAAUCACACAGACAUCUAUCAAGUCACACAGGAGGGUCUCCUGAUAGCCAAGACCAGCGAACUCAAACCAGAACAGGAAUAUGUUCUGGAGGUUAUGGCUGUAGAUCAGGAAUCAGGUGAUGCCACAUUUGCUACCGUAGUUGUGGAGGUGUUACCUGAAGGGCAACCAAUCCCCUUUGGUCCACUGCGAGGUGAUCACGUGAUCGGCUGCACAGUGGGUAAAGCGUUGUUUCUGUGCAUGGUGUUUUUGACUGCACUCGGAUGUGUCAUGUCUGUACUGAUGUGGCUGAAGAAGAAACAGAAGGGAAAGAGAGGCCCAUUGGAGAGAGGCUGUGUAGCACAAGGCAAACACCCCAAUGUCAGCUUACGGUGGUUCCAGCUGAUGAGUCAUCAUAAUACUAUGUCACAAAUGGAGGAAGUACCCUACAGCAGUGAAGAAUAUGGAACUUACAAUCCUUCCUUCAGCUUUACUGAAAACCCAGGAAUCUACACCCAACAAGGAUGUACCGCCUGCCAAGAACCCACCCCACCCACAGAUACAGCUGUACCUGACACCAGCUCCAUCCCUAUUGAAACUGUAACCUUCAACAAUAAUGUUUCUACACCAACCAACAUAUCUUGCAUUUCACCCACUUUUACAGCUCCUGCAAAUGUGAGCCCAACAGAUAAAACUCAGGGUGCUGCUCCACCCAACGAAACCCCUGGUAUCCCACCGGAAUUAAACCCGGAGUCUAUCGAGGAACAAUCUAACAUUAGCCCAAGCCCUGAAACCCAUGAUGCUGAUACAACUCCACCUGUAACAUGCCCGGAUAUGCAAACAGGCUCCAAUGAUGAUCUUGUUGACCCAACAACUAGCCCCUCCUCUCAAUCCAGUAUUCCAUUCAGUCGUACCCGAAUCGCUUCAGCAGAAAUUGACAAACCCUUUCGUAAAUCUCGUGUGAAGACGCCCUCAUAUUCGCCUUUAUUGUCCACAUCCAUCCCCAGGCAGACAAGCACACCCCCACCCACCCCAGAGGAUGUCCCUUUAAAAGCCACAUUGGUACAUAUAGAGACCUCUCCCACUGAGACGCCACCAGAAACACCAGAGCGAACGGCGGUAGCUCUGAGCACAGAGGUGUACCAACCCUCUACGUCACUGGAUGAAAUAGAAUCAGAGCGUGGCGACGGGACAGCAGACGGCAACAGUCAUCCUGAGGAAAGAAGGGCAUCGACAAACUCGGGAAACACCCAAGAUGACUGCGGGGUGGGGGAGGAUGAUGAUGGUUUUCUGGGAGAUGAAGAUGCAGACAAGAACAGUGAGUGUGAGGGCGCUGAGAGUGACUGGGCGGGCGACAGAAGAUGGAGCAGGUAAGACGAAGAUGGAGAAACCAUGGAGAAAGAAAGAAGCACUAAAGGCUGGCUCUGCUGUUCUGAAGGCAUAAAUGAAGACUGGGUGUAUACACAGCGCACUUGAAGGGCCACGUCAAAAAAGGCCUGCAUGCGUUUGCACUAAUAAGCUACAACAUUAAAACCAAAGUGCAAUGUUCUCCUUGGAAAUCCUGAGUCCUGUUGCUUUGACGGUGCCACUCACCCAAAUAGUUGCAUAGCUGCAGAUUAAGGAAACCUAUCCAGUGAGAUGGCACUCCCCAGCAGCAGUGGGCUCCCUAAGCAGAAUGAUGCUCACAGAGGCUCCCACAAACAUGACAAAGAGGCUAAGUUAAUGACUUGGACUCUUCACAUACUAAUCUUACUGAACAUCCUUGACGUACCGAAGACCUAGAGUCACUUUUUCUGAAUAAUGUUUUAGUAACACAAGAGGAACUUCUAUGAUAUUUUGACACAUGGUUUUAAAGUUGUGGCUUAUUAGUCUAUAUGUAAAACAACAUGUAACGUGUAACAUGUAGCAUGAAAUACACCAUGCUGAUUCAUUCAUAACACAUACAUUAGUCAUAGUCGAAAUAAGAUAAUAAGGAUACCAUGAAAAUGCAAUACAAAUAAAGAACACACUGUUUUAAAACAAAUAUAUGCAUAAAUUGAGAUUUUGUUUUCCAAAUAUUUCACGCUAACAACAGAACCAAAUAUACAAGCUUAUCCUGAAUAACUUGAUUGCUUGUGAAAUAUAUUUCAAAAAGGAAAAUGUACACAAAUCUCAGUGAAACGUGCUGCUAAAAUUGCAUCCAGACUGAAUAUGGGGGGUCGGUGGUGUUGCUGUGGGUGUACUAUUAACCAGCAAAACACUUGCUUUAAUAUCAGAGGACUAUAUAAGCCUUUAACAUUUAAAUCCACAGGGAUAAAUGCAGCUGCAGUUUAUGAACAUGUUGUGGCAAAGAGCACAACACACACUUGAUGAUGAUCGUUUGUCAGUAAUCAGAAUGUUCAAAGGGAUAAUCACAGCAAAUGUCUGAUUUUCUGACCACAUUCCAGUCAGUGACGUCUUUUUGCAGCUGUUAAAACCCCAGCAGCUGCCAUCACAUGACACGAGUACAAAAUCUACAUUUAAAGUCACAGUACAAAGCACAGCCACAUUUGAAUGGCCACUUACCCGUGCAUUUAAGGUUCCACGGCAUUAUUAUUUAUGAUGAGAAGAGAUUUACACUUAUGAAUGU
This is a messenger RNA of Oreochromis aureus, 3616 nucleotides long. RefSeq names its product cadherin-related family member 5. Gene Ontology annotation, cellular component: membrane; catenin complex. Lineage: Eukaryota; Metazoa; Chordata; Actinopteri; Cichliformes; Cichlidae. Bases 1 to 2382 code for a protein of 793 amino acids. The transcript is spliced from 15 exons. Gene Ontology annotation, molecular function: cadherin binding; calcium ion binding. Gene Ontology annotation, biological process: homophilic cell-cell adhesion. The record is from RefSeq and is a predicted model, not a curated record.